Molecule: messenger RNA, 1259 nt
Organism: Musca domestica (house fly)
Lineage: Eukaryota; Metazoa; Arthropoda; Insecta; Diptera; Muscidae
Product: dnaJ homolog subfamily B member 13-like
Exons: 3
Coding region: 111-1205 (364 amino acids)
Cellular component (GO): cytosol
Molecular function (GO): protein-folding chaperone binding
Source: RefSeq, a predicted model, not a curated record
AUCAAACUCGCAAAGCUGGCAAUGAAAACUCAGUUUACUACAGCAAAAAGUCAACCAGACAUCGUUUUGUUUUUUUGUGAUCAAAUUUAUUGGUUCUAAUUCAUGUCACUAUGAAAUGUGCCGAAUUGGACUAUUAUAAUGUUUUGAACAUUCCGCGAAAUGCCACAAAAGAGGACAUUUUGAAAAGCUACCGUAAAUUGGCUAUAAAACUUUUUCCUUAUCGAGAUUCUCAACUUAUUCGAGACAUUAGUGGCAAGGACACUGAUCAUAUUUCCACUCACAUGUCUCCCUUGCCGAUUUAUCGGCAAUGGGAAUAUAUUAACAUGGCUUGUGAUAUUCUUGGGCACGAUUUUCGACGCUCUAUUUAUGAUCGUUUCGGGGAAUCUGCUCUAUUAAAAGGCAUUCGUUUAAAGGAUGGAUAUUUUCCUCCCUAUCAAUAUCAUGGAAAUCAUAUGAAAGUGUAUCAUGAUAUUUUCGGUAAAUAUUCUCCAUAUUCUGAUAUAAUCGAUUCGAUCCUUGUAUCCUCGACGCCUCUAAUUGACAACAAAACCAAUGGCAUCGGAUACAGAGCCAAAGACCCACCAAUUAUUAAACAAAUCCCAUUAGAACUGGAAGACGUUUACUUUGGAUGUGUUAAGCUGAUGCAUGUGUGGCGGGAAGAGUUGGUGAACGCAAAAGAUUUUCGCACCGAGAAACUAAAAAAAUCCUUAACCCUUAACAUACCACCGGGAGUUACAGCAGGAACUAGGUUUUGCUUCGAUGAGGAGGGAGAUCGUGGUCCUAACAAGAUACCUGCUGACAUUAUCUUCAUCGUUGCGGACGCGCCGCACAGGCGUUUCCAAAGAAGAAACCAACACGAUCUUAUUUAUGUUCAUGAAAUAAAUUUGUGUCAGGCUCUGACUGGAUUCCAGUUCCUUGUUCGGACUGUGGAUAAACGUGACCUGAAAAUAUCCAUUUCAGAAGUGGUGAAUCCUGGGUUUGUCAAAAUUGUGAAUGGGGAAGGUUUACCAAAGUGUAAAUCCUUAGACAUUGUGGAAGCGCGUGUUCCGUGUCGUGUUGCACCUAAAGAGCACGGCGACCUCAUUAUUGAGUUUAAAAUUGUAUUUCCAGUUUAUUUAACAAAGGAGAUGAAGCAAUUAGCGCGCAGAUUCUUUACCGAACUAAGCAGCGAUGAAAGCAAGGAGACUUCGAAAAAUUGUAUUUGAUAACAUAAAUUAAUUUUCGGAUAUAUUUUCAAUAAAAAAUGAAUAUACACUUUA